This is a messenger RNA of Leptomonas pyrrhocoris, 848 nucleotides long. RefSeq lists its product as hypothetical. NCBI's taxonomy places the organism in Eukaryota, Euglenozoa, Kinetoplastea, Trypanosomatida, Trypanosomatidae. The record is from RefSeq and is a predicted model, not a curated record. The coding region runs from base 198 to 848 and encodes 216 amino acids. The transcript has a single exon.
AGUGCAUCCGGCACUCUUCUGCGCCCCAGGCAGCGACGCCAAACGUGUUCGACGUGAAGGCCGCAAAGCGAAGCGACCCCACAAGCGUCGCGCUCUCCCAUUAUCCUUUACAACGACAAUCUCUUCUCUCUCACCACAACAGGAGUCGCACAGGCGGCCGACAAAUAGUAUUAGCAGAUAAGUUCUAAAAACAAAAGAUGCUGCGCUGCGGACGGCUGCUCUCUUUGGCCACCACCGCUGCGGCUUCCGCUGCCACCGCUGCGAGUGCCUCCGCUUCUCCCGCAAACGACGGAGCCGCGCCCCCGCAGGCUGCAGGCGGAAAUACUUCCGAGUCAUCCGCCGCGGCCGCCGCCGCCCGUAACGCCGCCUUCUUCAGCCUCUACCACCGUCUUCUCAAGGCCGGGGAGGAGGGGGCGAUGAUGCAGCACUGCUUGACGGUGCAUCGCCUCGAGGACAGCGUGAAGUACGGCAUGCGGCUGCUGCGGCUGCACCGUGGGCUGACGACGGUGGACGCAGCGGCCCGGCAGACACGGUGGUUCCACUUGAUUAAACGCACGCGUCAGGGGCUGGCGCGGCGCUACUACGCGUGGAGUUUGUUUCGGCUCCGCGUGAAGCUGCGCAGCUGGAACGCGAUUGCGGACAUGCUGGUCUAUCUGCUCUUUGUGACGGUGUGUGUGCUGCUCUACGAGAUUUACCGCACGUGCCGCCUCGGCGUGGACCGCGCGGAGGAGCGCUACCGGACGUUGGCGAUCCCAAUUGUGCAGACCUUUGACGCCCUCGAAGCCGCGCAGCAGCGGAAGGUGGCACUGCGAAAGGAGAUGGAGGACGACAUCGUCAGAGGGCGGUAG